AAUAUGAGCAAUCAAGACGUGGUUGUUUUGAAUGUGGGAGGCAUGACAUUUACAACAUGGGCUCCUACCCUGCAGCAGUUCCCAGAGUCUAGGUUAGCACGGAUGUUGAAUGGCAGUGACCGUGAUUUCAGACUGAUGAAUGGGCAGUUCUUUGUGGAUAGAGAUGGAGUUCUGUUUAGUUACAUCUUGGACUUCUUGAGGACUCUUCAGCUGUCACUGCCCACUAACUUCUCCGACUAUCAGAGGCUACAAAGAGAAGCAGAUUUCUAUGAACUCAACUCCUUGGCUGAAAUCCUGAGCCAGGAAAACUUGCUAAAGCCAAGACUAGAGAUAUUGGAAGUUCGCUUCUUGCUCCAGGAAACUCAGGCUUUUAUACGGAUCUUUGGUUCUUGCAGCAGCACUAUUGAAGAACUGGCUGGGCGGAUCAGUAUGUUUACAGAGCAGCAAUUGGGACAGGGCUGGCACAAUAACUCUUUCCCUCCCCAGAGGCCCCUAAAUCCAGUUCCUCUGGAAAGACCUUCUCAUCAUGACCUGGUUUUUCAAUGUGGCACAGACUACUCUGUUGCUGACCAGCUUGUGACAAGGUAUGUUUCCAUAAAACCUGAUGCUAGGAAGCUGAUUAAUGGAACUAAUGUAUUAGGCCUGCUUGUUGACACUUUACUUAAAGAAGGAUUUCAUCUGGUAAGCACCAGAACUGUCUCCAGUGAAGAAAAAGUUGAAUGCUACAGCUUUGACAGGAUGAAGAGAGCAGAAGGCCUUGCUAUCACUGUCAGCCAAAACCCAGAAAGUGCUGGUAUAGCACAGAUAAAGAGAAGCCAAGUGCAGAAACGGAAAUAAAAUCUCUCCUUUAGCUUUGCUACUGCCCUUUUAAAAAGGGGAAGGGGGGUGUGUUUGUGUGUGGGUGUACGCAUUAAUAAUAAUUCUUUUGCUAUUCAGGGAGGUAACAAAAAUAUUUUGGAGGGAGGGGAAGAGUAGUUUUCUUUUUCCUCUGCUUUUUACUUUUUCAGCAGAGACUAUCAGCUGUAAAGAAACUUUUAAAUAUGACAAUAGCAGGAGAACUAAUAAUAGACAAAUUCAACAGAAUCACUCUUUUUCCUUUACAGCAUGUUAUAUAAAUGGUUGGAGAAAUGUAAAUCUAAAUGAUCUAUUCUAAAAAAAUUAGAUCAUCUAAUCUGAAUUAUAUUUCUGCCUGCAAAAAGAACAUCCAUGUUGCUAUGCAUUUUUACAAACAUUUUUGCAGUUAGUUGAAAUCAAUAUAAUUGUGACAUUGCAAAUGAUGCCCUAGUCCCACUUCCUGUAUGUGGUGUAGUAAAACUACCACUGACACACUGUAUAUAACCGAUCUUCGCUCUGGAUAGUGCCUCAAGAGGAGCUAUUAAUCUGUCUUCCAGUACCAUGAGCUUAUUUAUUAUGGUCAUACUGAAAAAUGCCUGCCAGGUAAUGUAUGGGAGGCCCUGAUAGAAGAUCAAUUAAUUAGCUUUCCAUUUAUAGAAGGGAAGAGAGACCACAUAGCUAUUCAGAAGGAGGCAAGCUAGAAUAAUUAUACAAGUAAAAUAAUUCAAAGACCCUUUUUGGUACCUACAAAGGGUAAAAUAUUGUUUUUACCAAGUCACCUUCACUGGUUUUUACUUCUUCACUUUCCAGGGCACCAAGGGAUCAGAUUAUAUCAGAAUUUAGCCUCUCGUAGCUUUUAAUUUAUGAUGGCAUGUGAUAGCCCUGGGAUUGCAAGACAGUGGCAGGUUCUAGGUCCAUCUGUUUCUCCCACCUUCAUGAAAUGGCCAUCAUGUAUAAUUAGUGCCACUAUCCCUUUAAUUCUUCCUUUCUGAUGUGUACCUGUGCCGUGGGAUGUGUGCGAAGGUGGAUGAGUUGCUAAGGAUGUCAUAUUUUUAUGACAGUGAUGCGAAAGAGUUGCAUCAUGGAAUAGGAUCCAGCCCAGUAAGUUGCUACAGCUAAGAGGAGGACGUUAUCAAGUCUCUAAGAAAUCAAAGACUGUUGGAUAGUCAUGUCUAUCUGUUUCCUACAAUAUAAGGUUUCCUGAAGACUGCAACCUAUACUUUUGAAUAUUACAUUAACUGUUUCUUAUGGACAUAAUCAUGUAAGAGGCCCAGUAACAAUAUCAAGAUAUAUAUAGAAGGCAUACAUAGCAAUCCCUCAUGGGGGAGGAAAAAAUAUAUGGAUUUAAGAUGGUAUUUGAGCAUUAUAAUCAAAACAGUACCUUUAUAAAUGACAACCAAGUGUCAACUGAGAUGUCACUUCAUAAUUUGUGUGAUGGAAAAUACGAUGCUGAUUCAUGUACUGCAGAAACCCUGGUAAUAUUUUUAUUAUUUUAUAAGUUAUUUUGAAAAAAUAAAGGCAAGCUAUGAAUCAGUC
Molecule: messenger RNA, 2370 nt
Organism: Alligator mississippiensis (American alligator)
Lineage: Eukaryota; Metazoa; Chordata; Crocodylia; Alligatoridae
Gene: KCNRG
Product: potassium channel regulator
Exons: 2
Coding region: 4-837 (277 amino acids)
Biological process (GO): protein homooligomerization; negative regulation of delayed rectifier potassium channel activity
Cellular component (GO): endoplasmic reticulum
Molecular function (GO): protein binding
Source: RefSeq, a predicted model, not a curated record